Synchiropus splendidus (mandarinfish) is the source of this 906-nucleotide messenger RNA. It is a transcript of the gene rtn2b, whose product is annotated as reticulon 2b. The record is from RefSeq and is a predicted model, not a curated record. NCBI's taxonomy places the organism in Eukaryota, Metazoa, Chordata, Actinopteri, Syngnathiformes, Callionymidae. Bases 244 to 642 code for a protein of 132 amino acids. The transcript is spliced from 5 exons.
CCCUCCGGUCGCCUGAAACAUCUCAGGUCGAUCAGUGACUGAGUUCGCUUGUUUUGUGAGGAGUGACGGACGAGUGCGACGCUGCGGUCACUCCACCCUGGGUCUGUGUGUGCAGUCGUGGACCUGCUGUACUGGAGGGACCUGAGGAAGACGGGCCUGGUCUUCACGGGCCUGGUGGUGGGUCUGGCCAGUCUCUUCCAGCUCAGCACUAUCACGCUUCUCUCCCACCUCUGUCUGGCCGUCAUGUGCGUCACCUUCCCGCUGCGGCUCUACUACAAGCUGCUGGAGGCUCUGCGCUGGAACCCCGGAGUCCAUCCUUUCCAGUCCUACCUGGACUACGACACCUCCCUGACUGACAAGGAGACGGUGGCCAUGGUGGAGGAGGUGGUGCUGCUGAUCGCGUUCGCCGUCUCCGAGUUGAAGCGUCUGCUCUUCGUCGACAGCAUGGUGGACUCGGUCAAGUUCGUAGCGCUGCUGUACCUGCUGAGCUACGUGGGCGUGCUGACCAACGGCCUGACCCUGGUCAUCACCGCUGUGAUCGGCGUCUUCUCGGUGCCGCUGCUCUACAGGAAACAGCAGGUUCGGAUCAGAAAGAUGACGCGAGUCGUCCGAGCGUUUGUCAAGAGAAUCAGAAACAGGUGAGAGACCUCGACUUUUUCACCUUUUCACUAGGAAAAAUCGGGUUUCAUCAGCUUUAAGGCGACCUAAAUGGAGAGUUGCUGAGGGUCGGUCCAGCACGUCCUGGACGCAGGAACCAGGAGGGGCAUGUGAAAGCGCUCCAUGUUGGUCAAGCAGCCGGAGUCUGCUGUGGUGAGGGGACCUGGUGUCAUUCUGCUGGAACAGAAUAUAUAUAUUUUUUUUUUUCAAAGCAUUUUUAAACUGGGCAAAGAAGCACAACAUGUAAAA